This is a messenger RNA of Trematomus bernacchii (emerald rockcod), 3143 nucleotides long. It is a transcript of the gene fam120b, whose product is annotated as family with sequence similarity 120B. The coding region runs from base 90 to 2261 and encodes 723 amino acids. NCBI's taxonomy places the organism in Eukaryota, Metazoa, Chordata, Actinopteri, Perciformes, Nototheniidae. Gene Ontology annotation, cellular component: nucleus. The record is from RefSeq and is a predicted model, not a curated record. The transcript is spliced from 15 exons.
CCAAUGCGUAACAUAGCGGAAGUAAUUUGAAUUUACACCAAGUAGACACAACACGGAUACAUGCAGCUCACUUACACCAAUAUUAAAGAAUGGGUGUGAAAGGUCUUCAGAGCUUCAUGGACCGCUGCUGUCCAGAGGCGUGUGUGUCUGUGAACCUGAGAGAAAUGUCCCGACAACACGCUGCUAAAAGACAGACAGGCUGCACGACCACUGCUAACAGUACCAGACCCACACUUGUUGUGGAUGGUAUGGCCUGCCUGCGCCACUGGUACUCGUGUAAAGAUUGGGUGUGUGGGGGGCAGUGGAGGGAGUACAUGGAUGGGCUGAAGGGCUGGGUGGAGGCCUUCAGCUCAGCUGGCAUCAGACUGGUCUUCUUCUUCGACGGAGUGGUGGAAGAGCAGAAGAGACGGGAGUGGGUGAAGAGGAGACGCAGAGUGAACGGGCAGAUUUCUAAACUGUUUCGUCACAUCAAAGCUCAGGGAGAGCAGCCCGGUAGAGAGCUCUUUUGUCUGCCUUCUGGUCUGGCAACAUUCACACGCUUUGCUCUCAGGUCACUGGGUCAGGAGGUGUUUUGCUCAGUGCGGGAGGCUGACUAUGAGAUUGCCAGCUAUGCUCGUCAGCAUGGUAGUAUGGGCAUUCUGGGACAGGACUCCGACUUCAUCAUAUAUGACAGUGCCCCCUGCUUCUCUGUGGCAAAGCUGCGGAUACACAGCCUAACCACGGUCAUGUACGACCGACAGAGGCUCUGCCAAACCAUCGGACUGACUGUUGCCCAGCUACCACUGCUGGCCUGUCUCCUAGGUAACGACGUGGUGUCAGAGGAUAAGAUGCUGCACAUCAGGAACAACGCCAUGGCAACAUACAGGAUAGACAACCCCACAGCACACUCUGGUGCUCCCCAGGGGCAGAUGGUUAUGGCUGUAUCCCACCUCGUGAGCUCUGUGUGGGGCAGAGAGGAGCAAGAGACUGGGCUCAUCCCUCAGACUCUGAAUCUGUCAGCUCCUCACAGAGAGCUACUGAAGAGAGGCGUUCGCUCUUAUUUACUACCUGGAGAGGAAGCUAUUCAGCUCGGUGACAUCUCUGCACCUUCCUCUGCCUUUGAGAAACAUGUUAGUUCAGAAAUAUUAAAGGCCUGUAGAGAGAAGCAUGUAGCAGCAGAGGGUUUCAUGGUUUACAGUGUUUUGUGUGAGGGAGUGAUUGAGUGUAGCAACACUCUGGAGGAUGAGGAGGACACUGAGCUGCUGCCUCAGGCCCUCGUCUACAAGCCCUGCAGACAACGCAUCUAUGGGCUGCUGCUGCUCAACGGGCAUGAAGGCAGCAGGGUCGACCUUCCAGCCAUCAGGGAAUGGUUCGUCUACGCUGGAAACGCUCUGAAGGAGCCUGACAUGGUCCAUCCCGUUCCAAUCAGCCUCCAAUAUAAUCCGCCCGUUCUGGACUUGUUAUGGUUCGGUAACGGUCCUGAGGUUUCGUCUCUCCGCCUGAAGUCCUUCCUUUCGAUGUUUGACUGCCAGGAGCUUUCAGAGUUAUAUGGAGCUGUUGAAGACUCUCUCCUGGCUGCUCUCUGCCUCGUCACCUACAUAGCCCUCCAGAUACAAACGUUGUCUCAGGAGGACUGUGAUGCUUACCUGAGUCAGGCUGUGUGUCUGAGACUUAAAUCCCCAAAGGAGCUUCAACAUAUCAAGUUGCCAUUCCUGUGCAGUCGGGCGGUGCAGCUUGGCUCUCUCUACGUCCGGGGGCUGGCCCACCUGUUGGGGGCUAACUGUGCGAGCGGCGGCCCGCUGCCCGGCGCCGCCCUCAUGCCUUGGAGCAGCUUCGAUGGACGGCUGUUCCACUCAAAGUACCUGCUGGCUCACAGUGGCUCAGACAACACUGUGCUGCUGGACCGCGAUCCGUUCUGUUUGUCUCAGUUUCUCUGCCUGAGAGAGAAACUUACAGAAACCUGCAGGAAGCGAGGCAGAGUCCUGCAGUCCAGACCCAAAGCACCACAACAAGCUCCUGGACCUCCAAACAGAGACAGACACACAGGUGGUGGGGAGAACUGGAGCGAGAGAGGAGAGACGACCGGAGGAGGAUGGAGGGAGAGAGGGGAGGCAAGAGGAGACCCUAAUACAUGUGAAAACAGAGAAAGACUGUGGGAGAGAGGAGGAGGAGGAAUGAGAAGAGAACAUUUUCACCCUCAUCCCAGAGGUCGAUCGCAACGCAGCAGAGGCAGAUACCAGCUGGCUCCUAGAUGGUCACAGCCUCCUGCACCAGGAACAUAACCCCUAACAGAGUGGAGAGAAGAGGAGGAUUAAAGGGGAGGAUUUGAGGAGUUAAGAGGAUGGGGAAGACGUGAUGAAAGAAGCAAAGUAAUCAAAUUUCUCUGAACAAACUGAUUAGUGAAUUAACCCGUCGGGAAUGUUUGUCUAAAGGAUGCAGAAGGUAGAUAUACGGGGAUUAGGAGGAGGCAGCAUGAAGAGAUUAGGAAUAAAUCAUUCAAUUUACCAGUUUAACUUGAAUUUGUCUUUUUGUGCUCGAAAUUGUCCUUACAGAUUUUUUUUUUUUUUAAAGUCAAUCAUUUUAAAGCCAUUACUUUAUUUUAGGGCAACUUAACUGUCUCACAGUGCCAGAACAUUUUAAAUAUACAUGAGCACUCCCCAAACAAACACAGAAAGGCCACUUCAAAUGGAUUAAUGGUUAAUCCUCAAGGCUGUUUUUACCUCUUAUCUCUCACAAUAAAAAGAGAAAGAUCUUAAAAGCUGUGUGUGUCCAGUGGCAUAAUCCUUUUAAGGGAAUGGUUUCAACUGGAUAAACAGUAACGCUGGUAUCAAGUAUCGGCUGGGAUAGGGCUUCAGCGCCAGAGAUUGACACACUUCUGUAAACUGAUACCAGGAGCCGUUUUAUACACAGAAGAAUGGGAGUUUUCUGUAAUGGAUACAAUAGAUAUUAGGUUAUACGUAAACUGGUGUUUCCCCUUGAAUUGUUACAUCUUUUGUUUUCUUUCUUUCUGUCUCCUCGGAAAACACAUGGAGGUCUUUCUUGUUGGAACAACCACUUUUAUUCUGUGCAUAUAAUGAAACGUUAUUCUUGAAUUAAAUUAAGACCCAGAACCAGAUGACACUAUUCGACCUGACAACAUUAAAACCUCACUGCAUUGUACUAAA